This is a messenger RNA of Gossypium raimondii (Peruvian cotton), 1738 nucleotides long. Its product is annotated as NAD-dependent protein deacylase SRT2. Lineage: Eukaryota; Viridiplantae; Streptophyta; Magnoliopsida; Malvales; Malvaceae. Gene Ontology annotation, molecular function: NAD-dependent protein lysine deacetylase activity; NAD+ binding. The transcript is spliced from 11 exons. The record is from RefSeq and is a predicted model, not a curated record. Bases 141 to 1307 code for a protein of 388 amino acids.
AAUGAAACAUAAAAUAUUUAAAGACGACAAUACCAACUACCGUUGUUCCAUAUCGCAAUUUUUCUACCUUGUUUAUAAAUGUAAAGAAAGGAAAAUAAAUUCAAAUCAGCUAGAUUUCGAGCACCAAGGCCAAUAUCAUCAUGUUCUCGCGUAUGUGUUUGCGUUUCCCAUGGCUUUCUCCUCCCUUUAUCUCUCCUUCUACAAGUAGACCAGAGGUGCUUCGAAGUCUUUUGACAGGUCACAAGUUUAGGCAAUUGUUUAGCUCAAGAAGAAGGAUAAAAUUCUCUCAAGGCUCUAUCAAAUUUUUACAGACAUUGUGUCGGAUAUCAGUCCCAGGGGUGCCAGUUAGAGAGACACAACCACCUUCAAAAUUUUUGAAAGACAAGAAGGUGGUUCCCCAAGCAGAUCCUCCGAGUGCUGAAGAUGUAAACCAUUUGUAUCAACUCAUUGACCAAAGCACCAAGCUUGUGGUAUUGACUGGAGCGGGAAUUAGCACUGAAUGUGGAAUUCCUGAUUAUAGAAGCCCAAAUGGAGCUUAUAGUUCUGGUUUCAAGCCAAUAACCCAUCAGGAGUUUGUACGUUCAAGUCGUGCCCGCAGGCGGUAUUGGGCCAGGAGUUAUGCUGGAUGGAGGCGGUUUACUGCAGCACAACCUGGUGCUGCACAUGUUGCUUUAGCAUCUCUAGAGCAAGCUGGCCGAAUAAAUUUUAUGAUAACACAGAAUGUUGACAGGCUGCAUCAUCGUGCUGGGAGCAACCCACUUGAAUUGCAUGGGACUGUUUAUAGUGUGAUUUGCUUAGAUUGUGGUUUUUCCUUUUGUCGAAAUUUAUUUCAAGAUGAAGUGAAGGCCCUUAAUCCAAAGUGGGCAGCAGCAAUAGAAAGCUUGGACUAUGGUAAUGCUGGAUCAGAUAAGAGCUUUGGCAUGAAGCAAAGACCUGAUGGUGACAUUGAGAUCGAUGAGAAAUUUUGGGAGGAGGAUUUCCACAUUCCCACUUGCCAUAAAUGCAAUGGGGUCCUGAAACCUGAUGUUGUCUUCUUUGGUGACAAUGUGCCCAAGGAAAGAGCUGAUAAAGCCAAGGAAGUUGCAAGAGAAUGUGAUGCUUUCCUUGUAUUAGGAUCAUCUGUGAUGACCAUGUCUGCUUUCCAACUAGUCAGGGCUGCUCAUGAGGCAGGUGCCUCCACUGCAAUUGUGAAUAUCGGUAAGACCCGAGCUGAUGAGUUUGUAUCCUUGAAAGUAAAUGCUCGAUUAGGAGAGAUUUUGCCAAGAGUGCUCAACACAGGCUCUCUUAGCAUCCCUGCUGUUCACUAAAAUGAUCUAGAGGUAAAAUACCAAAAAUUUAUUUUGAACAAUAUUUAAAUAUAAAAAAAAUAUUUUUAUUAAUUAUGAUAUACAUAGGUAGAUCAAUUUGGGAACAAAAAGAUCGUGUUGCUUAUUAUAGUGGACAUAUAUCAAGAAAUAUCCUGUAUAUGUAAUUUGAUGAUUACUUGGAAGAGUUUCAUGGAGGGAGGGAGUGGUUUGACUGAGAGUGAAUGCAUUCGUUAAAGUGUUUGACUAUAAAUUAUGUGGAUUUUUGGCCCACUAAUAACAGUGAUCUUAGCAAGUGGUAUUAGGGCAGUCAUUCAUGAAAUCCUUUUACAUGUUUGAGAUAAUUUGGCUUGUUAUUUUCCAAGCUGUUAGGUGCUGAGAUGACUUUGUAAACUGAAUCUUUCUUGCAACCCAAAUUUGUCUUUAAAUUUUUA